Molecule: messenger RNA, 2469 nt
Organism: Nothoprocta perdicaria
Lineage: Eukaryota; Metazoa; Chordata; Aves; Tinamiformes; Tinamidae
Gene: NTNG2
Product: netrin G2
Exons: 7
Coding region: 886-2469 (527 amino acids)
Source: RefSeq, a predicted model, not a curated record
GGUGGCUCCUGCUAACGACGUCCCCCUCGUCCCCACCAUGAGAGGGGAUCAAGCCCUCAGGUAGCAGCGGGGCCAGAGCCAAAGACCUGGGGAACUUGCUGCUAAGUUGCCCCAAGGCACCAGGGGACAGAGGGGCGAAGGUGGAGGAGCAGCAAGCAAGGCUGAUGCCGCUCGCAUCCAUCAAAUGACCACGGAAGAGCCGGCUCGGAGCCCCUGCAGGUGCUGCCACCCAAUGCAGUAGCAUCAACACAACCGCCCUCGGCAAGGCGGGAGGUCUAGCUCCAAAGAAGCUCCCUUGCCAGAGCCGUAUUGAUGAGCAGAUGCUAUAUUUGUUCUAUGAAUUAAUACUCAAAAAAAAAAUAACCCCAGUAAUUAUUUAAAGGAGACCACAGGUUAAAGCACUCGCCACGGCAACGCAUUUGCACCAGAUGAGAAGGUUGCGGAAAACCUGAUCCAGCCCCAUCUCACAGCCUCUCCAAUCUACUCCUAUCGAAUUUCAUCAGCAACUCAGAACUUGAUCUUUUCUAUUGAUUGACUGGAGUCACCUCUAGAUAUUUUCAUGCUGAUUUGGAAGACCUCUCAUCCAACAAAGAGAAGGAUGAGGUUAAGGCAGACUUUGGACCACUGAUCUGCAAUUCUAGCCCAAACUUUCCAAGCCAAGUGAUUUGCAAAGUUGGCUUCUGCCUCGGGAGCAGCUUUCCGUGCCCGAACACCAUGUGGAAAAUGGGGUCGUUCCUGCCGUCACCUGGAUCUCCUUAGGCGGGAUCACUUUAGAUGAGGAGUUUCCAUGCUGAUCCCGAGGGCACCCCCUAGCCCAGUAGCUGCCUUUCUCGGGACUCUCGGUGCUGUCCUCGCCCGGGGCCCCGGCUUGCGGUGCCAGCUGCCAUGUCCUACCUGGUGGCCCUCCUUUUGCACUGGCUGCCCCUGGCCAUGGGGCAAUAUGACAUUUGCAAGUCCUGGGUGACCACGGACGACGGCCCCUCGUGGGAGUUCUACGCCUGCCAGCCCAAGGCCAUGCGCAUGAAGGAUUACGUGACGGUCAGAGUGGAUCCGGCGGGAAUCACCUGCGGGGACCCGCCUGAGAGGUUCUGCACUCACGAGAACCCGUACCUGUGCAGCGACGAGUGCGACGCCUCCAACCCGGACCUGGCCCACCCGCCCAAGCUCAUGUUCGACACGGAGGACGAGGGGCUGGCCACGUACUGGCAGAGCGUGACGUGGCGCCGCUACCCGGAGCCGCUGCUGGCCAACAUCACGCUGUCCUGGAACAAGAGCAUCGAGCUCACGGACGACAUCGUGAUCACCUUUGAGUACGGCCGGCCCACCAUCAUGAUGCUGGAGAAGUCCCUGGAUAACGGGAGGACUUGGCACCCCUACCAGUACUAUGCGGACGACUGCAUGGAGGCGUUCAGCAUGCCAGCACGGAGGGUCAGGGACCUCUCUGCCACCAGUGCCAACAGGGUGCUCUGCACGGAGGAAUAUUCCCGCUGGGCGGGCUCCAAGAAGGAGAAGAACGUGCGGUUCGAGGUGCGGGACCGCUUUGCCAUCUUCGCUGGCCCUGACCUCAAGAACAUGGACAACUUGUACACCCGGCUGGAGAGUGCCAAGGGCCUCAAGGACUUCUUCACCGUCACGGACCUGAGGAUGCGGCUGCUGAGACCAGCCCUCGGUGGCACCUACGUGCAGCGGGAGAACCUGUACAAAUACUUCUACGCUGUCUCCAACAUCGAAGUCACCGGCAGGUGCAAGUGCAACCUCCACGCCAACCUGUGCACGUUCCGGGAGGGCAGCCUGCAGUGCGAGUGCGAGCACAACACCACGGGGCAGGACUGCGGCAAGUGCAAGAAGAGCUUCCGCUCGCGGUCCUGGCGCGCCGGCUCCUACCUGCCUCUGCCCAACGGCUCGCCCAACGCCUGCGCCGCUGCGGGCUCAGCCUUCGGCAACUGCGAGUGCUACGGCCACUCCAACCGCUGCAGCUACAUCGACUUCCUGAACGUGGUGACGUGCGUGAGCUGCAAGCACAACACGCGGGGCCAGCACUGCCAGCACUGCCGCCUGGGCUUCUACCGCAACAGCUCGGCCGAGCUGGACGACGAGAACGUCUGCAUAGAGUGUAACUGCAACCAGAUCGGCUCCGUGCACGACCGCUGCAACGAGACCGGCUACUGUGAAUGCAGGGAAGGCGCCACGGGGCCCAAGUGCGACGACUGUCUGCCCAACUACUACUGGAGACAAGGCUGCUUCCCCAACGUGUGCGACGACGAGCUCCUGCUCUGCCAGAACGGCGGCACCUGCUACCAGAACCAGCGGUGCCUCUGCGCCGCGGGCUUCAAGGGCGUCCUGUGCCAGCAGGCGCGCUGCGAGGCGGAGCGCGGCGCGUGCGACGCCGCGCCCGGCGCCCAUGCCGCCCUCGCCUCCCUCCCGCUGGCCGCCCUGGCGCUGCAGCUGCCCGCCUGGCUGCGUCCCUGA